Molecule: messenger RNA, 3084 nt
Organism: Spodoptera littoralis (African cotton leafworm)
Lineage: Eukaryota; Metazoa; Arthropoda; Insecta; Lepidoptera; Noctuidae
Source: the annotation of a GenBank genome assembly
AUGAAGCACAAAAGGUUCGAAGAGAACAUCUUAGUUGAUGAAGCUUACACAAAUUACGGCCAACCUGACAAAAAUGCCGAUACAAAGAAAGGACAGGGUAUUGCUAAGCAUUUUGCUGAAACCCUGGAAUAUGAGGAUAAAAAGAAGUGGUAUCAUCAGAUGCCAGAAGAACCACCAAUAUCAAAGAAAUUAACACAGGAUCAAAUUGAGGAGAUGAGGAAAGAGGCCAGCAGUGCUCUGCAUGGUGACACUAUGGCUUAUGAGACAAAGGCAAACAGAAGCGGCUCGUCAGAUCAUCAGUGGGCGCGCACACUCCUGAACAAAGGUGCCAUAGGAGACAGAGUGGCAGCUGCCACUAUAUUGAUUCAGGAUAACCCUAUUUACAACUUGACGGCGCUACGGAACAUGAUCAACAAUGUGAAACCAGCUAAAAAGAAGGAUGGAAUCAUUAUCAUUGAUGCGCUAUCAGAGCUACUAAUAUCCGAGUUACUCAUCCCGGACAUGAAGCUGCGUACAUUCGAGCAGCAUCCCCUGGGCCACGUGGACGAGAUGACGUCCGGCAACAAGCAGGCGCGACGGAACAUACUGAAGCUGUGGUACUUCGAGGAUCAGCUCAAGGAGUUGUAUGGGAGCUAUGUGGAAGCUCUGAACAAAUUCGCCCACGACUCGGUGGAGGCGAACAAAGAGAAGGCGGUCAGCGCCAUGUCUUACCUGCUGAUGCACCAUCCGGAGAGGGAAAAGAUGCUGUUAACAAAUAUAAUCAAUAAGCUUGGAGACCCGUCGCAGUCGGUCGCGUCAAAGGUGAUCUACCAUCUCUGCCAGCUCCUGUUUAACCAUCCUAACAUGAAGGCCGUGGUGCUGGCUGAUAUUGAGAAGAUGUUGUUCAGAACCAACAUCUCCCCCCGCGCUCAGUACUACGGCGUGUGUUUCCUGAACCAGUUCUACCUCGGCAAAGACGACUCCAAGAUCGCUGAGAACCUCAUCAGGAUCUACUUCUCCUUCUUCAAGGCUUCUAUCAAGAAGGGUGAGAUAGACUCCCGCCUGAUGUCGGCGAUCCUGACGGGCGUGAAGCGCGCGUACCCGUUCGCGGACAAGGAGCGCAUGUCUGCGAGCGCGGCGCACGUGGGGCACGUGCACCGCCUCGUGCACCUCGCCGGCAUCAACGUCGCCAUACAUGCGCUCGCGCUGCUCUUCCAUAUAUCGGACGCGUCCAACGGCACUGCUGAUCGCUACUACACCGCCCUCUACCGCAAGCUGACAAACGCAGAAAUAUUCAACACAACACAUUCGGCGCUUCUCUUCUCGCUCAUAUACAAGUCAUUAAAGCAGGACAAGAAUAUACCUCGAGUGACGUCAUUUAUCAAGCGAUUGCUACAGUUAUGUUGUUACAUGACUCCUGCGCAGGGGUGUGGGAUGCUGUUCCUCAUUUCGCAGGUCUUGAAGGAUGGAGAGAAGAAGGAGGCUGUUAAAUUGGUCUGGACUAAGAGGGAGAUUAAGGAGGAAAUAAAAGAAGAAGUACCAGAAAUAGAAGAUAUUUUGGAUGACAGUGCAGAAUAUACGGUGACAGAAGUAAACACGACGCUCAAUGACACGGCCGAUGAUGAGGUCAAAGUAGAACAGAAGAAAGUUGAUCUGCUAAGGGGUGACAAGAAAGAUCUGUUGGAUGAUGACGAAGAAGAAUCAUACGUGGAUCUCAAAAUUGAUGACCAAGGUAACAUAAGGCCUAAGAAACGCAAGCAUGGGUCUGUCAUACCCGGCUGGUAUCACGCCAAGGUGAAGUCAGAGGUCCCGGAGGUGAAGAAGGAUGAGGAACUGGAGAAGGAUGUCGCUAAUAUACAGCUGAAGAAGACUGUUAAUAUGGAUAAGGAUAUUACGGACUACAACCCGUUGGCUCGUAAUCCGUCCUUCGCGGGUGCUCAAUGCUCCGCCUACGUGGAACUCGUGGCCCUGGCCAGGCACUUCCACCCCACUGUCAAACUGUUCGCUGAGAAAUUACUGCGAGAACAAAUAAUCCAAUACAGCGGCGACCCACUCAAAGAUUUCGCUGGUAUUAGGUUCUUGGACCGUUUUGUGUUCAAAAACCCUAAGAAACGAGCUGAGACGCAACUGGACGAUGGUGUCAAGAAAGUAAAGGGGUCUCACCCUAAGUUCGCUAUCAGGAAGAAUUAUACUGCUAAAGGUCUAAAGAGUAUACCAGUGAACUCAGCGUCGUACCUCAACGAAGAUGCCAGUAAAGUACCCGUGGAUGAGAGAUUCUUAUAUGAUUUCCUACAGAAGCGUCGCAAUGCGGCAGAUGACUCGGAUGACGAUGACAGUGAUGCUGACUCCGUGAACAGCGAGGACUUCGAGCAGUAUCUCGACAGCGUCACCGGAGCUAAGGCACUAGCGGAAUCAGACGACGAACUAGACUACCUAGCAGACAUGGCGGCUACGAAACAGAAGCGUGGCAAUAAGAAGCAGGACGACGAUGAUGACCACCAGCUCGGCAGUGAUGAUGAUGAUGAUGAUGAUGAAGAGGGUGGUGAUGAAGGAGCUGUUGGUGGUGAUGAGGACGACGAGGAUGGAGAUAGCGACGGAGAAUUGAAUAUCUCAGGAGAUGAGGACGAACCAGCGCUCUCUGGAGAGGAAGAUGAACUUCUGCUUGAAGACAGCGACGAUGAUGAUGACAAAAUCGAUGUUCCUGGCACUAAAUCAAAGAAAGGAAAAGGCAAAUUUAAACUAAAAGGUGGCGACGACCUUGGCUCUCUAUUCGCGUCAGCUGAAGAAUUCUCAACAUUACUAGAAGAAACAGCAGCUAACAAAAAGCAGGGGUCAAGCCAAGCAGUAGCCAACACAGAUAACGCAAGCACCAAACAAUUAGCCUGGGAAGAUAACAGGGCCCAGUGGAUCAAAGGAUACAACAGAAAAAUAUUAGGAAACAAAUCAAGUAAUAAAAAAUUCAAAAACAAAAAAGGCAACUUCAGUAAAUCUGACAGUAAGAACAAACCUAACAAAAAAGGUUUUAACAAAAUGGCGGAUAAAGGCGGGAAGAGAAAAGGCGCGAAAGUCAAUGGUCCCGGCGGUAAAAAGAAGAAAAUGAAAUGA